UAUCUUCCAUUUUAAUAGUUUGCCUUGUAAGGUGAUUCUCUUCGGAAAUGUUGAUCUAUUAAUAGCAUCCACUACCUAAUUUUAAUAUACCUUUUUGUUUCUGUUAGAUCAUUCUGGCUUUCCGAUUCUCUUUCUGAUAUUUUGUUCAUAGAAUCUUUAAAAUCAACAAACGUCAAAACAAUUGCUUAUAAUCAGUCUUACUUUAUUAUAUGGCGGAAGAACAAGAAGGAAUGAGAAAGCAGGUUGUGUUGGUUAAGCCUUUCUCGUUAGACGAUGAGAAAGACUCUGAACAUACAACUUCGAAUCUCAUACAACGUAUCCUAAGUCUCUUUAAAAACGUACGGCCAGGAUCCGAUCUCACUAACUUCCAGCUUCCACCUCAACUGAACCUACCGAGAUCGCAACUCCAGUGCUAUGGCGAGAUGGUCUACAGUUUGAACGGUCAAGAUUUACUAGGAGAGUGUGGUCGCCGUGACAAACCAAUCGAACGGCUCAAAUCAAUCGUAACGUGGAACCUCUCAACUCUCCGGCCAUUGAUCUUUGGUCUGGCCCCGUAUAAUCCUAUCGUCGGCGAAACUCACCAUGUGUCCAAUGGCUACGUUAACGUUCUCGUAGAGCAAAUAUCGCAUCAUCCACCAGUGUCUGCUCUUCAUGCAACCCACGAGAAAGAAAACAUAGACGUAACGUUUUGUCAAUACUUCACACCUAAAUUUCGUGGUGCGUACGUGGACGUCGAGGUCAAGGGUAAAAGAGUGGUGAAACUUCUAAAUCAAAAAGAGACUUACGAAAUGAACCAGCCAAGACUUGUGAUGACAAUUCUUCCGGUGACAGGAGCUCACUGGGCAGGAAAGAUCGUGAUAAAGUGCCUGGAGACUGGACUCGAGGCCGAACUGCAACUACUCUCUGAUUCAUUCUUAAGUAGAUUCACAGGAAACAACAAGAGAUCCAUUAAAGGCAAGAUCUUUGAAUCUUCCUCUGGGAGACGACUCUAUGAACUCUUUGGACAAUGGGACAGAACCGUUACUGCAAAAAAUCUGAAGACUGGAGAGGUUGAGGUUAUAUACAACGCGAGUGAAAACAUUGCAGAGCUCAAAACACCCAUUGUCAAGAACAUGCAGGAGGUGAGUGAGAGCGAGUCUGCGAUGGUGUGGAGCGAGGUCAGCGAAGGAAUCAUGAAGCAAGAGUGGGAGAAGGCAAGAGAAGGCAAGAGAGAUGUGGAGGAGAAGCAGAGAGAGUCUCGGAGGCAAAGAGAGGCUUCUGGACAGUCAUGGAUUCCAAAGCAUUUCUCUGUGGUUCGAGCUGGUAAAGACUGGGACUGUGUUCCAUUACAGCCUAGAGUUCCUCAAGCUCCUAUUGUUGUACCUCUCUGAUUCAUAUAUAUAUAUAUAAUUCUCUCUAGAGGUCCUACAAUAAGUAAAGAACUCAUGAGAAGUACAAACACAUAGUUGCAAGAGAUUCUCAAGCCGCAAAAACACAAGCAAAUAGAUUUGUAACUUACCAGUUUAUCUCAGAUGAGUUCGCUUUGGCUU
Brassica napus (rape) is the source of this 1529-nucleotide messenger RNA. RefSeq names its product oxysterol-binding protein-related protein 4C. NCBI's taxonomy places the organism in Eukaryota, Viridiplantae, Streptophyta, Magnoliopsida, Brassicales, Brassicaceae. The coding region runs from base 210 to 1370 and encodes 386 amino acids. The transcript is spliced from 6 exons. The record is from RefSeq and is a predicted model, not a curated record. Gene Ontology annotation, molecular function: sterol binding. Gene Ontology annotation, cellular component: membrane; cytosol; intracellular membrane-bounded organelle.